This is a messenger RNA of Brassica napus (rape), 2193 nucleotides long. RefSeq lists its product as uncharacterized. Lineage: Eukaryota; Viridiplantae; Streptophyta; Magnoliopsida; Brassicales; Brassicaceae. Bases 207 to 1223 code for a protein of 338 amino acids. The record is from RefSeq and is a predicted model, not a curated record. The transcript is spliced from 3 exons.
AAAACGUUUAGUGCAAUUGUUGAUGUUGUCACCGUGAAGGCACACAAUUCCUCAACAUGGACCUCAAUAAUCAAUUAACAUAAUAGCCCCUUCAUUAAGCAAGCAUUUGACUUUCAUUCCUAUAAAUUCACAACUAGAUUUUACAACCCUCAUCAUCACCAACACAUUCAACUCUCUCUCCUUUAAUUUUAAAUAAGGAUACAAAGAUGGAGAUCUCGAAAACCCUUUUGCUUGUGAUUUCUCUUGUGGCUGCAACUUGUUUCUUGCAAGCCAAGGCAGCUGGAGUUUACUGUACCAACCCUAAAUCUCGGUGCUAUUACAAGACCAUUCAAUGUCCAGAAGAAUGUCCAAGCACAACCGUUAUGAAUUCAAAGAACAAAGUUUGCUACGCCGAUUGCGAUAGACCCACUUGCAGCGCCCAAUGCCGGAUGAGGAAACCAAACUGUAACAAACCUGGAUCAGCUUGUUAUGACCCGAGGUUCAUUGGAGGAGACGGCAUUGUGUUUUACUUUCAUGGAAAGAGCAAUGAAGAGUUCAGCCUCGUCUCUGACUCUGACCUUCAGAUCAAUGGUAGGUUCAUUGGCCACAGACCCGCUGGUCGUGCCAGAGACUUCACAUGGAUCCAAGCUCUCGGAUUCCUCUUCAACUCCCACAAGUUCUCUCUCGAUGCCGCCAAAUCCGCCACCUGGGACAGCGAAGUAGACCAUCUCAAGUUCACUUUCGAUGGCCAAGAUCUAUCUGUCCCCGAAGAAACUCUCGCCACCUGGUACUCACCGAACAAGGACAUCAAGAUCGAGAGAGUGACUAUGAAAAACAGCGUGAUCGUGACAAUCAAAGACAAGGCCGAGAUCAUGGUCAAUGUUGUUCCAGUGACAAAAGAAGACGACAGGAUCCACAGCUACAAAGUACCAUCAGAUGAUUGUUUUGCUCAUCUUGAGGUUCAGUUCAAAUUCUUCAACCUUUCACCAAAGGUCGAUGGAAUCUUAGGACGAACCUACAAACCGGACUUCCAGAAUCCGGCUAAGCCUGGAGUCGCAAUGCCAGUGGUUGGUGGUGAAGACAGCUUCAAGACCUCAUCUCUCCUCUCCAAUGACUGUAAAACUUGCAUCUUCUCUGGAUCACAACAAGCAGAGAUUGAUUCUGUUAAGUCAGAGAUUGAAUAUGCUACUUUGGAUUGUACCCGUGGAGCGUCUUCUGGUAAUGGAAUCAUCUGCAGGAAGUAAAGAAUCACAGAAGAAUAAUACCAGAGAGCACUAGCUUCUGCUGGAGGUUUUUAAGUAUAAAUAAGUGUUGGAUAAACCUUACUAUGUACCACUUAUGCAAUGUAUUAUCCACCAUGUAUUCCAGUUUGUAUUAAGCUAAUCAUUGUUAAUGAUAUGUAAUAUUCAUAAACACUGCGUAAUCACCAGUCCCAAAACAACAAGUUCAUGAAGAGCAGAGAAAGAAACUAUCAAUAAACAAAUAUGUUAGUUAGCAAAUGCAAAGUUAACAAAAGCGGGGAUAGCUCAGUUGGGAGAGCGUCAGACUGAAGAUCUGAAGGUCGCGUGUUCGAUCCACGCUCACCGCAUUGUUUUGUAGUUUUUAAAAAAUUGUUCUUCCUAAACAUGUUGUGCUUGUGAGGAGACUUGGGCGCUCAGGUUCGAAUUUGCAUCUGUCUAUUAGACUAUGCUAAAAAUCACAUUCAUAUUUUUCUAAAUUUUAGAUCGGAUUCGGUUAGAUUUUUCUCGUGUUUAGUUUGGAUUGGGUUAUAUCUGAAUACCUUAAAUUAUUCUAAAAUUUUGAUACAAAUAAAAAAACUAGCAAACUAUCUAAAAAGUUGAAAGCAUUAAAUCAGUUUAAAGCAAAUUUUCAAAAUAUCUUUAAACUAUGUGUUUUGCCCGCAGACCGCAGUUGCGGGUUUAAUAAUUUUACAAAAGUAUGUAAAUAGAUAUAUAUAUAAAACCCAUUAGAAUAAAUUAUUUUCAUGCUUUUGAUAAAUAUAUUUUACUAACUUAAGAUAAUUUUGGGUACUACUUCGGAUUUCAGUUCGGUUUAUACCUGAUAUCCAAAAUAUUUGAUCCUUAAAUCUAAUUUCGAGAUUAUUUUUAAAAUGGUUUGGAUUGGAUUUGAGUUUUUUUUUUUCGAUUCCGUUUAGAUAUUGUGUUUAGUUACAAUCAACUUAGAAUUUAGAAACACACAUAUGCUACUUGUGAC